UGGGGCGGGCAGGGGCUGCGGCAGAGAAGGCCCUUCUCAUGGAUUUCCUCCGUCGAGGGGGUCAGCAGCAGGUCCCUUCUGCCAGAACAAGUCCCACAGGCUAAUCCCACUGGGCUGAGACACUUCCUCCAGUGGCCUGGACCCAUGUCAGGAACAGUUUUUAUAGAUAAUAACCAACAAAUAUAAGUAUUUAGAAGAUUGCUUUUAACAGGAAAAUGUCAAAAUAAACACAUACCCCCAAAAUUAAAUGCAUAAAUAUCAUACAUCAGUUGGAAGAAUAGGAAAUUUGAAUAUGAUCAUUUACUUGGUCAUUCUUUCCCCCUCAUUUUUAAAAAAUAAUUCAGUGAACAAUUUUUAGAAAAUUAGUUAUUUUAGGAAUUAAUUCUUUAAUUUUGAGGCUGUGAUAGAGUAACCAAGUGGACAGGGGUGAGUGGAAACAUUAAGUGGGGGAGAUAAAUAUUACUCUGAGAGGCCUUGGAAGAGCCCCCCCCCCCCAAAGUCAUUGCUAAUGUCCAAUUGGCCACUAAUCCUCCCUCCUUCCCCAAGGCACCGCAGGCUAUAAACAGUUUGGGAUGCAGGCACAUGUCCCGAACUUUUGAGAAGGAAGUCAGAAUGUCUGGUAUCUUUGAAUCAGCAGGAUGUGAACUUAGCUAAGCCCCCAGAGGGAUUUUAGGACUUGGAAAGCGGUGAUGUAGAUUUAGUCACAGGGUUAAUACACAGGGGGUUCGUUUCGGGGGCCUGAAGUGACACCGAGGCCAAGGGGGCAAAGCAUCAACCAAACAAGGAUGACAACAUUUGAUCUGCAGACCCUCCCCACCAAGGAAAUGAAUUUCUAGAAGGGCUCCCCUCGGCUGAACGGAGAUCUGACUGUUCAGAGUGGGGUAGGGUGGGAGAGGAAGGGAACGGUGGGUUCUUCCCCACGGACUUACUUUGAACGUUGAGGGAGCAGCGGGUGGCCACUUGUGGCCCAGUCUGGCUGAGCUUAGAGCCAGAGACAGUUGACCGUUUGACAGGUCAAACGGUUUCGUUUCAGUUUGUGAUAUCAAGUCUUUCCCAUGUCACCUACGAUUUGCCUGGUAUUAAGCCCCGAAAGACCCAGGAAGCGUCGCCUUAAUUCUGGAAAACAAUAGGCGCAUUAGUGGCCAGGGGAAGGGGCGCUUCCUUCAAAGGAGGGCCCGGGUGGCUGCAGCAGGUGUCCCUGGGCAGCUGCCGAAAGCUGAAAACGCUGCUCCGUGUCGCCCGGCCUCCUCUUCCUUCCCACCCCAGUGUGGCCAAGUGAAUCAUCCGUCAGCUGUGAAAGGAGAUCUGGGAACAAAACCACUUUUGCAAGGGAUUACAAAGACCAGGAAAUACAGGUGAUUACCAACAGGUGCCUUUGAUACCUACAUCCGCUGCUCUCUCUGGCUCUUUGAACUGACUUUGAUAUGCUGUAAUUAGGGAUGGUUGGGGAGAGGAGGAGGAGGAGGAGGAGGGGCUGGCCUCUGCUGGCCUGCUUCCCUCCAGAUCCCUUUGAAUGCUUUGUUUUGAAGUAGCGAUCAAAGGGAUUUUGGGAGACUGGGGGGUCCAGAGAGGAAGGAAAAGGGAAGCAGGUCCCUAUAAAUAAGGUGGUGGAAAGGCCCUAGAGGGAGGUUAACUCCUUCGUCUCUCAGAGGCAGAGCAUCCUUCCCACAGCAACCUGGCCCAGCUGCUUCAGGAAAGGGACCCCCGAGUGAUGUUUUAACCCUGGGAACUUCAAAGCUUCCAAGGAGCUCCAGAGACUACCAAAGUCCUGCAGGGCAGAAGAUGGAGGCCACCUUCCUUCUGGGGCUCACCUGCCUCUGCUCCCCUUUGACUGCUCUGGUUCUCGACUUCAAUACCAUCAGGGGCUCGGCUGAAGUGUCCGGCUCCAGGAAGGGCACCCAAUGCUCGACAGACAAAGAUUGCCGGGUGGGGAAAUAUUGUUACAAGCCCCAAGAGGAGCAGCUGCCGUUCUGUGCUCCCUGCCAGGGUUUACGGAGGAGGUGCCAGGGAAAUGGGAUGUGUUGCCCGGGGACCAUCUGUAUCAAUGAAGUGUGUGCCCAGGUGGAAAGGAUGCCCUUGGCUGAGGAGCAGAGAGACGGCAGACAUGCUGACUUGAGUGCCAAGGAACGCUGGCCACGUCCAGCUCAAGCCAGCCAUGUCCGGAAGGAGGGACCUCGGCCGAAGCCACGUAGUCCAGGUAAGAGAGGGAGCAGGAGGGUCUCUUGCAAGCAUGUGAGGGAGAGAGGAUCCAGGAGAAUUAGGAGAGUCUUUAAAGAUCGAUCAUUUAUGGAGGGAAGUUUGGACUUUUUCAACCUAAAACCAUCUUGUUACCGGAAAGCCCAGUUGGGGGAGGGAUGCAAGAGUGGGGGGGGGGUCUUGUCUUGUGGAGGCAACAGCAGGGCCACUGCCCACUCUGGGGAGACCCCUGAGCCCUCUUUGCCUCUUCUCACAGCUGGCAUGGGGGAGCGCUGCCUCCGGACCUCCGACUGCAGCCAAGGGCACUGCUGCGCCCGCCACUUCUGGGCCAAGAUCUGCAAACCUGUUCUCCCCGAAGGCGCCGUGUGUUCUGGGCGAGGGCAGAAGGAUGGCGGGAUGCCGAGCCCCGAAAUCUUCCAGCGUUGCGGUUGCGCACCCGGCCUGGUUUGUCAGCGGCCCAUCUGGGGCGCCCCACAGAGAGCUCGCCUGAGGGUCUGCCGCAGCAACUGAGGAGGCCGUGAGCCUGAAAGAGGGCAGAAGCAGAGGAAGCCUGAAGCAAAGCAAAGCGCAGGGAUCAGACCCCACGUGGGCUGACUGGUUGCACACCCGCCUUCACGGACAUUGCGCCCCUUAGGACUUUACUUGUCCCUGUGUUACCCCCGUACUUCAGCCGGCAGGAAAUUAACCAGCAUGGACUUUGCUGCCUCCAUUUCUGCUCUUGUCUUGUCUUAUACCUGGGGUGAGGCAUCCUGAUUACCUGUGUUCGAGGCACUCUAAGUAAAGCCAUCAACAGAUUCCUCCUGCUUUCCUUUCCCCCCUUUUGAGUAUCAGCAGCUGGUGUGGGGGGGGAAUGCAUUGAUUUUGGUAGGGUUGUGAUGGGGUGGGGGCUGGAGGAAGGAAGCUAGUCAACAUUUGACUUUUGCACCCUGCCAUGCUACGAACGGACAAAAGGCAACGGAAAGAGAGCCCCAGUUCCUUCGGAAUGCCCCCUUUAUGCCAGACUUGCUGAUAAGCAGCCAAGAUCUGAUCAACAUUCUCUCUCCCCACUUCUCUUUUGGGUUCAGACAUAAACAGAAGUCCUUCCCUGGUUCUUUUAACCCUCGUGCCUGAUGCAGCGGCCCCCAACCUUUCCA
Thamnophis elegans (Western terrestrial garter snake) is the source of this 3329-nucleotide messenger RNA. It is a transcript of the gene DKK4, whose product is annotated as dickkopf WNT signaling pathway inhibitor 4. The record is from RefSeq and is a predicted model, not a curated record. Lineage: Eukaryota; Metazoa; Chordata; Lepidosauria; Squamata; Natricidae. Gene Ontology annotation, cellular component: extracellular region. Bases 1783 to 2706 code for a protein of 307 amino acids. Gene Ontology annotation, biological process: negative regulation of canonical Wnt signaling pathway; multicellular organism development. The transcript has 5 exons. Gene Ontology annotation, molecular function: receptor antagonist activity; co-receptor binding.